Molecule: messenger RNA, 1254 nt
Organism: Babesia bigemina
Lineage: Eukaryota; Apicomplexa; Aconoidasida; Piroplasmida; Babesiidae
Exons: 3
Coding region: 1-1254 (417 amino acids)
Cellular component (GO): plasma membrane; Golgi apparatus; endoplasmic reticulum
Source: RefSeq, a predicted model, not a curated record
AUGGCUGCGGGCGAAGAGAGGGAAACGAGGUUUGCUUCCCGGAGCAGAAUCAGCACGCGGUUAAGCAACUCCGCUAACAGCGUCCGCGUCGGCGAUUCGAGCUUCAACUCCCAGGACUACUCCACGAGCCAGUCUUUCGAUGCCGAGGAGACCGUACGUGAGAUCCUCUUCCGCCGCCGCAACACGAGCGAGCAGGAAGCGGGGCUGUCACGCUUCCGUCGCGACCGAUCGCAAAAGGCGAUGCAUAAUUCGCGGCGGCUGGGUCUUAUAAUGUUGGUUCUGGGCCUAAUAAAUGGCGGCUUGUUUGCACUGCUCCAGGCAAGACGGAAGGCAUACGCAGAGUGCACUGUUGUGGUUCCUGACCGGCUUCAGAGGGGCUACGAAAAGUGGGUGCAUCCAAUAACGGAGCAAAAUUGCUCGGGCGACACAAGUAGAUUCGAAAAAGCGAAUAAGAUUUACAUCUACUACUCCAUCAACAAUUACCCAUUCCACGGCGCUGCUGCUUUCAAGCUGCACUCAAAGAAUCAGCUGGAGGGGAUGGAGCCUACUAAGAACGACAUUCAUUCUUGCUAUCCAUAUCACGUGGUGUCAAUAGCAGGCGUGGAAAAAAUCAUAUACCCCUGCGGACCACACCUAUGGCACUUUUACAGUGACAUUUUCAAGUUCUCGACCGAGAACCCCGAUGAUUCAACCGUCUUUUUGCCCAUUGACGACUCGCUGGCGACCCUGUCGUACUGCCAGGACUAUACCCAUAUGCGGAAUCCGCCAGAUAAAAGCAUCAACGAGACAUUCAAAACAACGUACUACUGGCUACAGGAAAAUUCUAUAGCCGUUAAUUCGGAUGAAAAUUCGGAAUCUGGCGAGAAUGUGGACACCGGCUUUGUCACCAGAAAGUCGGCGCAAAAUAUCAGCGCCAUUCGCACCCUCAUGAACGCCAGGGCAGGAAGGGGCUUGCAAAAUGGCCACAUCAUACAGUGGAUGACGCCAUCGCCGUUCAAAACGUUCAAGAAGUUGUACGGGGUGCUGCAAGGGCCUAUCGCAUUCCCGCUUUAUGUUACCAUGCACGUGACGUACGACGCCGAGAGUUUUGGUGGGUGGAAGUCCUUGUCAUUAGUGGCCUCCGGCUGGCCUUACGGCAAACUCGUGCCAGUACAAAGCUUGCUCGGCCUUAUUGCCGCCAUGUGCUGCGCCUUUGCGUUACUGCUACUGCUAACUAAGCCGGGCGACCCGCAGCGAUGUGUAAACCUUCUAUGA